Molecule: messenger RNA, 3713 nt
Organism: Mastomys coucha (southern multimammate mouse)
Lineage: Eukaryota; Metazoa; Chordata; Mammalia; Rodentia; Muridae
Gene: Naa50
Product: N(alpha)-acetyltransferase 50, NatE catalytic subunit
Exons: 5
Coding region: 340-849 (169 amino acids)
Biological process (GO): mitotic sister chromatid cohesion
Cellular component (GO): NatA complex
Molecular function (GO): acyltransferase activity, transferring groups other than amino-acyl groups
Source: RefSeq, a predicted model, not a curated record
GCGGCUGCGCGCGACGCGGCGGCCGCGCCGGCGCGCUGAGGGGGCGGGGUGAAAGGUCAGAGCGCGGCAGCGGGUCUGGCUGGCGGCAGCCGCGGGCGGGAGCCGAGUGUCCGGAGCGCACGUGUGGCGGAGCGGCGGCAGCAGCGCGGCGGCGGCGGCGGCGGCAGGUUUCCCCGCGUCUUCCGGAGCCCCGGGGCCUGCCUUGGCUCUCGCGGCCUCUCAGCCAAGAGGCCGGCGUGUGGGGUUGAGUGGCCUGAGCUCAGGGCGCGUAGAGCUCCGGGGCGACGAGGACGACGGCGUUGGCGGCGGCUGUAACGACGGCCUCAGCAGACGGGGAAGAUGAAAGGUAGCCGGAUCGAGCUGGGAGAUGUGACACCACACAAUAUUAAACAGUUGAAGAGAUUGAACCAGGUCAUCUUUCCAGUCAGCUAUAAUGAUAAAUUCUACAAGGAUGUGCUAGAGGUUGGCGAGCUAGCAAAACUUGCAUAUUUCAAUGAUAUAGCUGUAGGUGCAGUGUGCUGCAGGGUGGAUCAUUCACAGAAUCAAAAGAGACUUUACAUCAUGACACUAGGAUGCCUUGCACCUUACCGAAGACUAGGAAUAGGAACUAAAAUGUUAAAUCAUGUCCUAAACAUCUGUGAGAAAGAUGGCACUUUUGACAACAUCUAUCUGCAUGUCCAGAUCAGCAAUGAGUCAGCGAUUGACUUCUACAGGAAGUUUGGCUUUGAGAUUAUCGAGACAAAGAAGAACUACUAUAAGAGGAUAGAGCCUGCAGACGCACAUGUGCUUCAGAAAAACCUCAAAGUCCCAUCUGGUCAGAAUGCAGAGACACAGAAGACAGACAACUGAACAAAUCACAAACGAACUUUCUUGCACUUGCUUGUCGCCAAAUAAAAGAAAGACCCAUUGGUUCCUCCCCCUUCCUCCGCUUUCCUCCUUUGUUAUUCCUCUUUUCUUUCCUCUUAAAGUUUUUAAUACUUUCAUGGACUCUUAAAAAUGAUCAUGUUUGGAUUGUUUUAGUUCUCUUAUUUUUGUGAGGUGGUUGGAUUGAAGGAGGAGAAGGUAGAUCUGUAUAGUUUUACAGUUAAGAUGUCCCCAAAAUUGGGUGUCAGAUGAUUUCAAAUUUUUAGCUGAAAUUUAAAAAGCAACAACAACAACAUCCUGCUUUCACAUUGAGGGGCAGAGCCUACUAUACUGUUUAUUUCAAAAGACAAAAAGCAGCAGCAGCAAUAUCUUGUUCUCUAAUUCAUAGACAAGCUUAGUGUAUUUGUGGUACUUUGAGUUAUAAAGACUAUCUGUGGGGUCCUAAUCCCCAGCAUUGCCUUCACUCUACCUUUCGUCCUUUGAGCACUCUCAGGAGUUGGACCAUUGUUAUCCUUGUGAGAAAAUACCAAGCUUAUUUAGGUUUUUAAAGCAAUCUUUUCUAUUUGCUGAUUGGCGGGGCAGUUUGUAUAGGUAGUAUUAAACUUUGGUCAAAUUAUUUCAGUUAACUGCUUUGUUUGUGUGUGCUGAGGAAUGGAUUUCUUGUUAGCAGGGUUUGUUGUUUUUUUGUUUUGUUUUUUCCUUCUUUCCUGCUGUUAAUCUUGUUACUAGAGGCAUUAGCUGGUAGAGUGUGGGCUGGUGAAAUUAACUGUUUUAAUAUCCCAGCUAGAGAAAUGGCCUUUAACUGACCUAAAGAAGAUUGUUAUAAUUGAUUUUUUUCUCUUGUUUUUCGGUAAGCCCAAUAAUAGUGUAACCUUAUAAAUGGAGUUAUGCCCUUAUAAGUCGAUACCCCUAAAUAAACCUGAAGCAAGUGUUUUCUCUUGGACGUACAGAAUUGCAUUACAUAAAAAGCUUAGAUGGAUUUGUAACACAUUAAGUGUAUUUAAUGUCAACUAAUACAGAUUGUUAAAAGUGUGGCCAUUGAGCGCUUGAUAAUAUAUGAAAGAAUUUCUAGACAGUAUUUUUGAAAAUAACAUUGUUAUGCUAUUGCUUAUCUGUUGGAGAACAUCCCAGAUUUGCUUACACUCUGUGCCUACAGUGUUGAGUUUAAAGAUUUGGAAUAAAAGGAAUCAGUAGAAAAAUUCCUUCUAUUCUUGGAACAAUAGGAGUAUAAAGUGUUAAUACAAAUAUCACUGUGACCUUCAGUUGACAGGUUUGGUUAAGACCAGAUCAUCUUCAGGCACACUAGGAAUGGCUCUGAUGGAUUGAGAACUGUAAUGUGGAGAUGUAUGAGAUGCGUUUUGCUAACAUUGUCCUGUCUCAAAUAUAUGAAAUUUCUUAGAUUGUUAGUAGUCAUCAGUGGCUCAAGAAAUGUUCUCAUUAGACUUUAAAACAGUACAAAUUGUGUAUUUUCUUUCAUUUGACUUUAAAAGGAAGUUUAAUACAUCAUAUUAGUAAAAUUGUGAUAUCAAAGUCUCAUUUCCAAAUAGGUUAAAUGAUAAAAUUAUCUUACAAGAUAUUUAUGCACACCUUAUAACUCUUACAUUUUUUUUUUUUUGAGAAUGUAAAAGUAUGUAAAAUGGACUUCAGUAGUCUUGAGUGCCAAGAAUAUAGAUAAGGGGUGCGAUGGAUGGAUGGAUGGAUGGAUGGAUGGAUGGAUGGAUGGAUGGAUGGAUGGAUGGAUGGGGUAAUGAAAUUGUAGAAAUAUUAUGCUUGUUUCUUGGGUAUCAGUUUCCUAAACAGUCCAAAUCUAAGCUCAGAAGUUUAGUGUUAAGCACCUUUACUUUCAUGGAUAAGCUUCAGCAUGCUCUUGCCAAAAGAAGAGGGCAUAAAUGAUAGCAAAAUUAGUUUGAAAAAGUCAGCAAUUUUGUAAACUUCCUGAUAGCAAAAUAGAUUUUGAUAUAUAAGAGUUUUCUGAGAUGACACUGCCUCUAUUUCUAUAACCAUUUCACUUGGACUAUCUGAGUAGUCCUAUGAAUGUAUCCCUAAAUGUGGUUAUUGAAAACCGAAUAGCUGCCUCACAACAAUUAAGUACAUGUUAUUUAAAGAGGAGGAACAAAUAAUAAAGAUUGAUUUGAAUGUGUAGGCUCCCUAUUAUAACUUCUUUUUCCACACUAGUCAGUGAUUUAACCUAAAAUUUAAAUGUAUGUAAAGGGUCAAUUGUCCUGUAUCAAAGUUACAUUAAAUAAUUCCAUUCACUUACAUAAGGGGAAGAUGUGGAAGGAGAUAGAAACUGGGACUAGUCCAUAUGCCUGUUAGUCAGGAAAUACUAAAGUAAAGCCCCAUGUUGAGUUUGUGGGUUUGGGUUUUGAUUUGUUUGGUUUUGAUUUCUUUGUUUUUAACAUGAUAAAGAUAAUCUUUGAGGUAAAACUAAUUCUAUUAACUGAAAGAUACUGGGCUAUCUUCAUCGUUUUUUCAGGACAGAUCAUUUUUACUGUGGGGUAAAUAGGUUAAAAUUAUUCUGUAUGCUCUUUGAAUUUAGGUUCUAAAGUAAAGAAUCCGUAGAGAAAUCUAUGCAAUAUGUAAUUUGUCAAGGUUAAUUUUCAUCUGGGGAAAGAAGUUGCUAAGUGUCUCCAAAGCAGGUCACUCAUUAACCGAAAGUCCUCCAAAAAGAGAACUAUUGGAAAGCAUGGUAUGUGGUGGUGGAAAAGAAAAAACUCCCUCAGUUUUUGGAGGGAAUAACUUUAAAGAUACUUAAGUGGCUACGUUUACUUGGUGCAGUUAAGAAUUAAACUUGUCAAUUUUAUUGUUGCUGUUACAUCUAAAAUAAACUUAUGUGAUGUUCUGGUAGU